AUGAGAAAGACUAUAAAGCAAUUGGCAAUCACCAGUUGCUUCAUAAUUUUUUCUCAGUAACAACCAAAAAGAAAAUUUACCAUAAUUUUAUUGUUAUAAACAAAUUGCCUAAACAAGUUGCAUUGUGAAGGACUACUACUUUUUAUCUGCUUUAUAUUUAUUUUUUAUAGAUCGAUUAUUUAAAUCUUUGUAAUCUAAUUCUGUCGGUCUGUCUGCCUGUCCGAUUGUUUCAUAUUUUUAUAUUUUUUUCUCCAUUCAUUACUCACUAGUCUUAAACUAAAUAGAAUUAUAUUUUCAUAUAAUUUAUCUUCCUCUUGA
Tetrahymena thermophila SB210 is the source of this 318-nucleotide messenger RNA. RefSeq names its product transmembrane protein, putative. The record is from RefSeq and is a predicted model, not a curated record. Lineage: Eukaryota; Ciliophora; Oligohymenophorea; Hymenostomatida; Tetrahymenidae. The transcript has a single exon.